Molecule: messenger RNA, 621 nt
Organism: Penicillium daleae
Lineage: Eukaryota; Fungi; Ascomycota; Eurotiomycetes; Eurotiales; Aspergillaceae
Exons: 3
Coding region: 1-621 (206 amino acids)
Biological process (GO): mycotoxin biosynthetic process
Source: RefSeq, a predicted model, not a curated record
AUGGCUCCUUCCGAAUAUCGGAAGAUCUCCGAAGCCUCCGAAAUCGACUCUCUGACGCUUGAAGAAGGGGAGACUGAAGAGCCCUUGUCACAUGCACCACCGCGCGGCAAGUUAUUCAGGAAUCUUCCAGGCUGGGCAUAUGCAAUCCUUGGUCUAUCUCUGGUUAUUGUCGGCUUUGCUGCAGGAUUGUUCAUCGACCUAGACAUUGACAGGAAAUGCCUUAUUCGCAAUUCUUAUUAUUCUCCCGCUCUUGAUCAAAUUGACGCAGGGUAUGAACCCGUUCGGUUCAAUAGUACCGUUGGUAACCCCACCCCGUUUGGAGGGACCCCACGACCUGAGGUCGACAAUGCGUGGGCGGCUGUGGACCAAGUUCAGGUGCGGGGUAUAUCUCGAGAGGAAUUGAUCCGCAUUGGUGGCUCGGUGGAUGAUGUGAGGUUACCCGAAGAUCUAGGAGGCGGGUACAUGGCUUCGGACAUGUAUACUCAUGAGCUCCACUGCCUCAACUUCCUCCGGAAAGCAACGUAUCCCGAGUACUACAACCAGUCACAUGGAUUCACGGAUCUACCGCAUGUGGUACGCCUGCAUCUAGGUGAGAAAGUAUUCUUCUUAUCCCGACUUUGA